GGCCAGUAAACAGGAAGUACAUGACGUUUUAUCAUUUAAGCCGCUGUACAUGUACAAAGACCUCGUACAUCGUCUUUCUACACCACCUAAGAACAUCCUUGAAGUAAUAUUUACUCCUUGAAGCUUUGUCUUAAGCGGUCAGUAUGGGUGAGGUGGAGCUCUCCUGCCGGGCUUAUGUGAAGAUGUACCUGCACGCCUGUCAGUUUCCGCGCUGCGGCGUCAACGGGCUGCUGCUGUCCCGCUGCAGCCCGGCAGGGGGCGCUGUGUGCGUGACGGACUGCGUGCCGCUGCUGCACUCUCACCUGCCGCUGGCCCCCAUCACACAGCUGGCCCUCACACAGGUGGACGUUUGGUGUUCUCAGACUCAGCAGAGGAUCGUUGGGUAUUAUCAAGCCAACGCCAGCGCGUCAGACAGCAGCCCCACGCCGUGCGCACUGAAGAUAGCCGAUAAGAUCACGGAGCAGUUCGAGAGCGCAGUUUUGUUGAUGCUCGACGGAAGUAAAAUGUCUCCAGAUUAUCGGGUUCCUCCGAUCAUCAUGUAUGAACGCAAAGAUUCACGAUGGAUACUCAAAGACAAACACACGAUCAUGCUGAGGCAGUGGGAGGAGACCCAAGCGAUAGCGAGCCAGAUGCUGGAGUCGGGCGACCACCUGCUCCUGGUGGACUUCGACAGCCACCUGGACGACAUCACCAAAGACUGGACCAAUCAGAAAGUGAACUCCAAGAUAGAGGAGCUCUCCUCGCCCGUCAACGGGAACAUUUAACUGAAGCCGCAGCCCGAGCUGCACGUAUUUAUGUGAUUUUUUUAUAAACACACAGAAUCCAGGAGGAAGUUUUUAUUUUAGUUUGGACAAAAACAAACAUGUAUAAAUAAUAUUUACACCUUGGUAGAUCUCUUUAGUCUUCCUCUUUUACGUGCUGUGCCAACCCCUAAAACUGUUCACACAAAUAAUCCACCAUGAGUCCCUCCAACACUACGACUGACCUGCUUGUUGUUUUUCUCAAGGUUUUAGCAUUUUUACAAAAAGAUCUGCACUAGUCCUGCAGCAGGCGGAGACCCUGAAGACCGAUGAUGGCGUUUCCUCAGAAAAUCCACUUCCAACGUGCAGUAAAUUGUUUACCAGCACUGAACACUCAACUGCUGAUAAAAACAUCAUUUACUAGUAAAACUACAGAAUUUGUGUACACAGGAAACAAUGAUUUGAUCAUGUUUUUGUGAAGAGCUCAAGCUGAUUUAUUUUAACGGAUGCAUUAAAAACUAUAUUUACCCACA
Messenger RNA from Nematolebias whitei (Rio pearlfish), 1273 nucleotides. It is a transcript of the gene emc9, whose product is annotated as ER membrane protein complex subunit 9. The coding region runs from base 144 to 764 and encodes 206 amino acids. The transcript is spliced from 6 exons. Lineage: Eukaryota; Metazoa; Chordata; Actinopteri; Cyprinodontiformes; Rivulidae. Gene Ontology annotation, cellular component: EMC complex. The record is from RefSeq and is a predicted model, not a curated record.